GAUGAGAUAUACCCAUCUGCCGGAUUACAGCCUAUACGCAGGCAGUGAGGCUUGUAUUCUGUUUGAAUGAGGAAAACAUCGUGUCUGCCUGUCUGAAAGCUGUCACAUGGGGCCAAAGAGGAAAAAAAAUCGCUUCCUGAAAUGAGCCUCGUCACAGGCUGAGUAUUGUUUUGUAUUGCUUUUCUUUUCUCUAACCAAACAUCGCGUUCAAAUUUCCGUCCGGAUCUUUUUUUUUUGUUGUUGUUGUUUGUUUGGCCGUGUGUCGGUACCGAUGAUGAUAAGCAAAGUUAAAAACGCGAUGUCCACUCUGGUGGGAGGGAUGAUGCCACACGGACACCACCACCACCACAACCAUCACUCAGGUGGCGGUCAGACCUGCGGACCGGACAGCCUGCCGCCGCGCUUCCCCUACGGCCGGCCGGAUUUCUUGGACCUCACCCCGGAGCUCCUGCAGUACUCCACCGAGCACGCAUCACGGCCGGUGCUCACGUUAAAGAGAGACAGCAGGCUUCCCUGGAGGACGGGAUACGCAGAGGUGAUCAAUGCGGGGAAGAGCAUGCUAAACGAGGACCAGGCCUCUUGUGAGAAGCUGUUUGUGAAGAAGCCGAGCGGCAAGCACCGCAACUCCACUCUGCAGGAGGACAAUGGGGAUGGUACGGGAAUUCCUCUCCACUUCUGGGGCGUCUUUGAUGGACAUGCAGGUUCUGGAGCCGCCAUCAUGGCCUCCAAGCUUCUUCACCGCCUCAUCAGAGACCGCUUGGGAGAAAUCUGCCACUUGCUAGAGAACCCCACCAGUGUUCCUCCUAUCUGCCUGGCCAAGAACGGCAGCCCGUACCAGGCGGAGACAAAGAAGGGAGCCGCACAGGAACCAGAGGACCCAGAUGCUAUCAGCGACUCGACAGUACGCUUUCACAUGGAAAAGGUUGUCAGCCUGGAGAGCCUGGUGAUGGGCGUCAUAGAGACCGCCUUUUCACAGAUGGAUGACCUAAUUGAAAAGGAAAAAACAUCGUAUGCCAUCUCGGGUGGGUGUUGUGCCUUAGCUGCUAUUCAUUUGAUGGGGAAACUCUACGUAGCCAAUGCUGGAGAUAGCAGGGCCAUAAUCAUAAGAAAUAAUGAAGUUAUUCCCAUGACUAAUGAAUUCACACCUGAGUCAGAGAGACAGCGGCUACAGUAUCUGGGCUUCCUGAGGCCAGAGCUCCUGGGUAACGAGUUCACUCACAUUGAGUUCCCUCGUAGGAUCCAGCACAGUGAGCUGGGCAAAAAGAUGCUCUACAGAGACCACAGCAUGACUGGCUGGGCUUAUAAGACAAUUGUUGAAGAUGAUCUGAAAUUCCCACUGAUAUAUGGAGAGGGAAAAAAGGCACGUGUCAUGGCGACAAUCGGAGUGACCCGUGGCCUUGGAGAUCAUGACCUGAAGGUGUACAACUCCAACAUUUACAUCAAGCCCUUCCUGUCAUGCGUCCCUGAGGUGAUGGUUUAUAAUCUGGAUGAAAACAAACAUGGCCCAGACGACGUCUUGGUCAUGGGUACAGAUGGAUUGUGGGAUGUGACGACGGACAGGGAAGUGGCAGAUGCUGUGUCAGCCUACUUAUCCUGCUGUGACCCCUCUGAUCCCAUGAGGUAUACGCUGGCCGCCCAGGACCUGCUGAUGAGAUCACGAGGAGUCCUUAAAGAGCGCGGCUGGAGGCUACCCAAUGAAAAACUCGGCUCAGGGGAUGACAUCACUGUGUUUGUCAUUCCACUUGCGGGCCAUGAGUCAGAGACAUGACAAGGUGCUGCAGCGACCGCUAUGACUUUGGGGUCCUUCCAAGCUCCUUAAACCCUGGACUGACGGAGGAGGGAGGGCGUCUGGGGCGGGAAAAGAAAACACCUUUGUCAUAGAGAAGACUCGGGUCUGAGCAGCACCUUCAUCAACCCACUUGACUGGACCGAGUCCCAGCCUGUUUCGCUUCAACCCAGUCAUGUAACAAAAGAUUUUCAGUGAUGUUAUAAGUGAAGUCACACUCUUUUUUUUUCACAGACCUACUGUUUGUGACGGUUGCCAGUGAGAAUUAAACUCUUGUAGUAUUUCUGUUUCCUGUUUAUGUUCAAGGCUGAACUGCUACUCAAUCCUUUAACUGGAUUGUUCAUUUUCAUGUCAUGAUCUAAAUGUGACUCUGUUUUGUAAAAAAAAAAAAGGAAAGAAAAAAGUCUCCUGCAGUUUCACAAUCAUGUCUUGUUUGCAGUGGAAUGUGUGCGGAAACCAAAGAGAUGCCGUUGUGGCAUAAGGAUGGAAAUCUGUAAAAAAAAAAAGAAAAAAAAAUCAUUAGAUUCAUGUCUGUACAUUAAAGAAGCAUGUAGGAAGUAAACCUUUUUCAGCACUGGACCCAAACAGAAUCAGUUGAGUCUUUAUUGCUGUACUUCCUUUCUUAAUGAUGAAUGAAUGACGACACCCAUGGCACUGUUGCACAUGCUCUGUAGUAGCCCGCUGAUUUGUGAUAUGUUUUUAUUGAAUGUGCUCAUAGAUGUUUUGUUUUGUUUUUGACAAUAAUGAGAACAGAGGGUUACACUUGUGUUUAGUACAACUAAGAAAUUAAUGAAGGAACACCAACAUUUGUUUCAUUUAACUACAUGUUUUCAUUAUUUAACCCUCGGAGGAGAAAGUAAUUUGUUGUCUCGGUAUAGUAAGAUGUGAUAAGCUUCACACAUAUGCCUUAUUAGGAAAUGAAAAGGGACUCAAGAGUUUUUUUCUUCAGAUGCACUAAAUUUGAUCCUUGUAGAAGUUGAAAAGAACAUUGUAUGCCCUUAAAUGUACUUGUAUACCUCUUUUGUACCAUUUCUGUUAUGUCAUGUUGUUAAUUAGAUUAUCCAUAUAUUUUUAAAGACAACUUUGGUUGUAAACAGUAUCAGAUAUUUUAUUUUUAUGUUUCUAUCCAUUACUGUUUGUUUAGAAAGAUGAUGUUUCCUAGAAUGUGAGCUACCAAAAUGUGAGGUAGAGGGAUAAUGUGUACCAGUUUAGAAAUAAAUCAGAUUUUUCCCAUUUG
Molecule: messenger RNA, 3023 nt
Organism: Larimichthys crocea (large yellow croaker)
Lineage: Eukaryota; Metazoa; Chordata; Actinopteri; Sciaenidae
Gene: ppm1j
Product: protein phosphatase, Mg2+/Mn2+ dependent, 1J
Exons: 10
Coding region: 272-1768 (498 amino acids)
Biological process (GO): protein dephosphorylation
Cellular component (GO): mitochondrion
Molecular function (GO): [pyruvate dehydrogenase (acetyl-transferring)]-phosphatase activity
Source: RefSeq, a predicted model, not a curated record